Alternaria triticimaculans is the source of this 2238-nucleotide messenger RNA. RefSeq lists its product as uncharacterized. The record is from RefSeq and is a predicted model, not a curated record. Bases 1 to 2238 code for a protein of 745 amino acids. The transcript is spliced from 6 exons. Lineage: Eukaryota; Fungi; Ascomycota; Dothideomycetes; Pleosporales; Pleosporaceae. Gene Ontology annotation, molecular function: protein kinase activity; ATP binding. Gene Ontology annotation, biological process: protein phosphorylation.
AUGGGGUACGACAAGCGCGAACUCCCCGAUUUCCUCGAGCACGUAGACGACUGCACGACGGCCGCUAUAGCUGAGCACCUGCCACUGGUCACCCGGUCGAUCGUAUCGAUAGAUAGACUUCGGUCCUAUCUUACUACGGAAAGACUGCGACGGCUCUUGCUAUACGUAGGCAGCUCCACCGGCCUUGAGGAUCCUGUCCGAACCAGAUAUCUAGCUGUAUUCGCAAUCCUACUUUCGAUAAACAAGGGUAUCUACCUACCAAUGUUCGUGCAACACGAUCACAUGGCAGACGCAGGACUACCUUUUCUGACCUGCCACGCAUGGCCGGACGUUUGCCAAGACAUAUUCGAUAAGUUCUACAAAGCACAGUGGAAGUUCUGUCCGAAACGGCUCAUUUUCGACCAGCUGCACGACACAUGGCUACACCAGAAUAUGGUCGUGCCCUUCAAGCAAAAAGAACUUUUGAAAGAGGGUGUGGACGCGAUCAUCUUCAAAGUGGAGGUGUUUGAGGAGUACAACCAGCUUGUCGCAGUAGGUCAACAGCGUGCGCGCGCACAAGUCAACACAUUUGUCGAAGCCUACCGAACCCUACUAAGUCAUCCGAGUGGCCGAGAUGCAAUGCAACAUAUGGCCCGCUUCUAUGGUUCAUGGACACAGGGUGAAACUUGUAACAUACUGCGUGAAUAUGUGAGCGGCGGCACACUCACGAACUUCUUCGAACGAACCGAACCGCCGACAACAAAAGACGAGAUCCUCGAAUUCUGGAAAAACUUCAUACAAUUCAUCAAGCCAAUAGCAUGCAUACAUCACCUUCCGAAUCCGCACAAUCCUCAUUCAUACAAAGUCGGACUACAUAACGACAUCAAACCGGACAAUAUUCUCGUUUCCGAAGUCCGCGGGAACAGCCCGUAUAGUGUCUCGUUCAAACUGGCAGACCUCGGUCUCGCCGGGUUUGUGGUGGCGGAUGAGUCGGACGAGACGCGACUUCGUGAUGUGCACGGAACGAAGAUGUACAGUGCGCCAGAAUACUUCCGCGGGGAGACCGACAGGUCUCGACAACAGAGCAUCAAGCAAGCUCGCCCAGCUAAGGAUAUCUGGGCCUUGGCUUGCGUGAUUAGUGAAGCCGCGGUAUGGUCUGUGUUUGGCCAAAGAGGGUUGGACGACUACCAUUACCGACGAGUAGAAGCUGCUGAUGCUAUUCCGACACUCAGGAAUACAGGCUAUAGCGGCUGCUUUCACGAUACUACGAAAGUACUCUCCGCGGUGGGCGACAUGCACAAGGAGGUGAACUACCGAUGCCGAGCGAACAUAGACAACGUCGUUGGCUCGGUCCUGCUUAUUGUCAGCGGAAUGAUGAUGCAAGAUCCGACCAAAAGACCGGACGCGGGGACAGUUUACGAUGCUCCUGAUACUACGCAUGAGACGCACUGGAGUCCGCUGUCUCCUAUCAAUAGUGCUGCUCCGCAGCCCAAUGCGCCCGUCCGCCAGGAAACCCGUCCUUCAGCUUCCAUUGCUCAGGUUCUGGAGCACAUAAGAAAGAAGAAGGCGCACAUAUACACCACACUACCAGGCGAGGAGUGGCUAAAUAGACUGCAUGGUAGAGACCAGAUCUUUCUCAUUGACGACUCCGAAUCAAUGCGGCAACACUGGGGUGAAGUCAAAAGCGUCUUCGAGGCUCUAGCGUACCUUGUCAAACCCAUGGAUCGAGACGGCAUCGAGUUACAUUUCGCCAAUAGUCGCGAACUUAAUGGUCGUGAGAAGCAUCGCAAAGGACUCACCAAAAGAUUGGAGAAGGUGAAACCCAAUGGUCAGUGUCAGAUGGGUAUUGCGCUGAGCGAUAUUCUUCCCAAAUACUACCAGAACCAGCAUCAAACUCCCUCAAACAAGCGAACAUUCGGGUCUCCACGAGUAGUGGAAAAGCCCCCAGUCAACAUCUACAUUCUCACCGACGGUGUUUGGUCGCCAGGUCAACAUUGUCUUUCAGUCAUACAAGGACACAUCACCCGCCUAGCCCAUCACCUUGCUGAAACUGGCAGGUUUGAGCAUGUUGGCAUCCAAUUCAUCCGCUUUGGAGAUGAUGAGACCGGGAAAGAGCGCCUGGAGAUCCUCGACAACGAUGAACUGAAGCACUACAAAGUUCCCAUAGACAUUGUCGACACGGAACCUUCUACCGGCAAUGUCUUCAAGAUGCUACUCGCGAGUACUGAUCCUUCCUGGGAUAACGAGCCUAGCGGCUGA